Tauraco erythrolophus (red-crested turaco) is the source of this 711-nucleotide messenger RNA. RefSeq lists its product as uncharacterized. Lineage: Eukaryota; Metazoa; Chordata; Aves; Musophagiformes; Musophagidae. The record is from RefSeq and is a predicted model, not a curated record. Gene Ontology annotation, molecular function: RNA polymerase II cis-regulatory region sequence-specific DNA binding; DNA-binding transcription factor activity, RNA polymerase II-specific. Gene Ontology annotation, biological process: regulation of transcription by RNA polymerase II.
AUGGAGCCAGAAACAGAGUCUGUAUGUUCUGUUUUCCAGGAGCCUCGGAAAAGUGAUACUGCGGGACGUACGGGGGACUGCAUUUUGAGUGACAAUGAGGAAGAGAGGGGCAUUCCGGGGAACCUUAAGAAAGACUUCACUACUGCUUCACUACUGCUUCAGCUACCUGAAGCCCACAGCUUAAGCUGUGGGGCAGCCCGUAAUAAACCCCCUCACCAAAAAGGAGCCUCCAGGAAACUCGCCGUCAUCGCUGAUGGUCAGAAACCCUUCAAGUGUACAGAAUGUGGGAAGAGCUUAAAGGGAAGCACCAUGCUCCUGAAUCACCUGCAAACCCACACAAGAGAAAAAGCGUUUGAGUGUGAAGAAUGUGGGAAGAGCUUUAGCAGGAAGGCCAACCUGGUGGUGCACCAGAGAACCCAUACGGGGGAGAGGCCUUACAAGUGCAAGGAAUGUGAUAAAAGCUUUAGUCAUCCCUCAAGCCUUAUUGCUCAUCGCAAAACCCAUGUGAAAAAGAAAGGCUCUUUCUGCACCAUGUGUAGGAAAAGCUUCAGUGAAAGCGCAGCUCUCUUCCAGCAUCAGGGAGUCCAUACAGAUGAGAAGCCCUGUAGGUGUACCAAGUGUGGAAAUAGCUUCUGUCUGUGCUCAAACUUCAUCGAUCAUCAACAGAUUCAUUUGAGAGAGAGACCCAGUGAGCACACAGCAGGUAACUGA